Messenger RNA from Quercus lobata, 595 nucleotides. RefSeq lists its product as uncharacterized. The transcript is spliced from 3 exons. Bases 10 to 393 code for a protein of 127 amino acids. NCBI's taxonomy places the organism in Eukaryota, Viridiplantae, Streptophyta, Magnoliopsida, Fagales, Fagaceae. The record is from RefSeq and is a predicted model, not a curated record.
GGACAUGUGAUGCAGCUACUUAUUGAAGCCAUAGACAUGUUCCUAGUAGGAACCGCCAUGCUUAUUUUCGGGAUGGGCUUGUACGUCAUGUUUGUUGGAACAAAGACAAUGAAAGAAAAGGGGUCAGGGCUUUCGGAAUCAAACUUCUUUGGACUCUUCUAUUUGAAGUCAAUACCAACAUGGGUUGGGAUGCAAUCAGUUUCUCAAGCCAAAUCGAAAAUCGGCCAUGCUGUGAUGAUGAUACUUCAAGUGGGAGUGUUGGACAAGCUAAAGAGUGUACCUGUGGUUACGGGGUUGGAUCUUGCAUGUGUUGCCGGGGCUGUGUUUAUUUCUUCGGCUUGCAUCUACCUUCUCUCUAAACUCUCUGUCGGAAGUACUAUGGAAGAUUUGUAAAGCAAUAGGAAUUCAUACAUGGAUCAAUAUAUUACAGGCCUCAAAAGGAAAUGUUAUGGUUCAUCACACAAUAUUCUUUUAUUAGAAUGAACUGUGUGUGUGUAUAUAUAUAUAUAUAUAUCUAACUAGAGAAAGCAGGGAAUCCCUGCGUUUAUGAGAGUUAUGUAAGAUUAUACAUACACAGAGGAAGAAGCAUAAAAGA